Messenger RNA from Paramecium primaurelia, 1328 nucleotides. The record is from the annotation of a GenBank genome assembly. NCBI's taxonomy places the organism in Eukaryota, Ciliophora, Oligohymenophorea, Peniculida, Parameciidae.
AUGGAGAAGAAAAUUAGAAAAGAAAAAAAUUUAAUUUUGUCAGUUAGAAAUUAAGGAUUCUGUAAAAUUAAUUAAAAAAUGCAAAAAUACUAUGUAUAAUUUUACACCAAAACAGCAGCACAGCAAAACAUUAUAAAUUUGUAAGAUAUUUAUGAGAAAAUUAUUAUUUUAACAUAAUUUAAUAAAUAAUCUACCAUAUCAAAAUUUGAAAUGUUGUAAUAAAAAAAUAAAGCUGAUACAAAUUAUAUUGAUACAGUCUCGAAUAUGAUGAAACUUAUUAAUGAUAAUUUAGCAUUUUAGAAAAUAGAUAAUAUCAAAGAAUUCGAAGAUAAUUUAGAAACUAUUUAAGAUAAACGAGAAUUAAUUAGCAUUGAAUCUAUAAUUCAAAUACUUAUUGGAUCUGAAAAAGAUCAAGAUAAAAAGAACUACUUACUUAAGAUUAUCUUUAAGAUAUAAACAAAAAUCUUAGAAUAAAAUUAAAGUUUAGAUGCUUUUGUUAAUGAAUUAAUUGAUAAAAAUAAUUAAGGAAUUGGAAUAUCUUUUUUGAAUAAUGAUGGAAGUUUUGGUAUAUAUUAUUAUAAUGACUUUAGUAAUUACAGAUUAAAAGACUAAAGAACUCUUAGAAAUAUCAAAAGCAGUUAAUGAUACUAAACAUUUAUUAUAAUUUUGUUCUUAAGCUGGAUAAAAAACACUAUUUAAAUAAUUUAAAAAUUAAUCAAUUUUACUCGAUGAAGAUGAAUUAUCUAAAGAAUUUUUUAUGACAAUAUAUUCUGAAAGAAUGAGAAGAAAGGCAUUAAAACAUUUAGCUGCAAAAGGUAAUGAAAAAUUAAAGGAAUUUUAAUAUAAUAAUUAUUAAGAUUAACCUAAGAAAAAUAAGAAAUCAAUCAAAUUAGAUAAUAAAUUGAAUUAACAUGAGAUAAUUAAAAUCAAGUAUCUUAAAACUGUAUAAAUAAAAUUAACAAAAAUGACAAUAAAUGUUAAUUAAGAAUUUUAGUAAUCAAUUUAAGAAAGUAAAGUAUUAUAAGGUAGUUCGAAUUUAUCUUAUAUGGCAGAAAAUUCAUAAUAAUAUUUCAAAGUGGUAAAAUGUGAAAUUAUAGCAUGUCAAGAAAUUGAAGAUAUUUAAUCUGAAGAAAUAUUUAAAGAUCAUAAAUUAAAAGAAUAUGAAAGUAUAAUAUAAAAUUAUAUUUUUAGGGAAAUGGUAAGAAAAGUGUAAGAAAAUUAAAGAUUAACUUAGAUCUAUGCAAUUCGGAAUAGAAAUUCAUAGCUAAGAUUAAAGUAUGAUUUAUUUUAGUGAACCUGAAUAUGAAUUAAGUAAUAUUAAGAUUUGA